This is a messenger RNA of Symphalangus syndactylus (siamang), 4796 nucleotides long. It is a transcript of the gene RASL10B, whose product is annotated as RAS like family 10 member B. NCBI's taxonomy places the organism in Eukaryota, Metazoa, Chordata, Mammalia, Primates, Hylobatidae. The record is from RefSeq and is a predicted model, not a curated record. Gene Ontology annotation, molecular function: GTPase activity; GTP binding.
GCGGGCGGGGAAGCGGUGCGGGGCCGCCACGUGAGAGCUGGAGCUGGGGGUGGGGGUGCCUGCAAGGUGCUGGAGGUGGAGAGCGAACUGGGCUUCUACAUCCCCCCCAAACUCCUACCAAUCAGGUCAUGGGCAGCGCAGCAUCCUCUGUCGCCCCCAGCCCACCCCCAGGCGAACGUGGUUGGAACAAACAGCUGGCAGACUUGUGACCCGGCCCUCGGGAUCCGCGAAGCCCCCGCUCGCAGCCUUGGGCAGCGACCCAGGUGUCCAGACGCAGGGAAGGGGACGGAACAGGCUUCGCCCCCUGUGUGUGCCUCUGGUCUCUUGCCUCUCUUUCUGGGCAGUCUCUUGCCGGGCGCUGUCUGCAGACUCACUGCAGAGCGCAGGCCUUGGGGAGAAAGCGCUCAGGGGCCUGGGCCCUGCUUCUUGGGACAGCCCCCUCCCUUCCGCACUCAGCCAAGGGUGUUGGAUUAAUAUACUCUUAGAUCCAGGACCUCUGCCUGGAAAGAAGGAAGGGGCACCGAUCGCUUCUGAGUUGGGGACAGGGCCACACUUGGGCCUGGUGAGUUCCAGGAGGCUGGCCCCAGCCUAGGGGCCUCCUGCGCCCCCUCCCUAGCUCCUGGGCAGUGCCCCUCUUGCAUUUCCCUGCCACUCCCCAGAAAGGGCUGGUUUCUGGGCAGGGAGUGUGGUGUCCGGGACAAUCUGCAGGUAGAGUGUAUCCUAGAAAGCUCUGAGCUGCCACACCCAGAGAGAGGCCAGGACUCUUCUUGGCGUUCCUUGCCCUCUCUUCCUCCCCUAGGACUCCCCACUCCCCACCUGCCUGUGCUGGUUAUGUAAUUAACCCAGCUGAGUCUCUCUGCCAUGCUGGUGGUAGUGGUGUCCAGGGAUGCCUAAGGGGCUUCGGGACCUGGAGGGACACAUGGGGAGGAGGGAUAGGUACUUCCCCCUAGUUGGGAGCCCAUGUAAGUGUAUAAACACCUGUUGGAGAAGGGACACUGCAUGGGGCAGGAAGGAGUUCAGGGUCCUAAUCUUAGUUAACAACUCAACUGGCUAUGAGGUCUUCACUUCCCUAAGUCACUGGGUUUUUUGGGGGGUUUGUUUGUUUUUAAACCUUCAAUAAAAUGAGAAGAAUCUCUCACACACACACCGCAUGCAUGUGAGCUCAUGCAACAGUAGAUAGCAACCCCUCCUGGGAUUGCUAGGAGGUGCCAUUGCUAAGUUUGUGGGAAACUUAGAUGAAUGAAUGACCCCUGCCCCUAGCAGUGGUCACUGUUUAUUGAACACCUGCUCUGGCCUAGGCACUGGGCUUUACAUGCACACGUCAUAACACUCUAUUAAGUUUCUUGCCCAAGGUCACACUUCAGGUGAAUGGCAGAGCUAGGAAUCAAGCCCCGGCGGUUCUCAUUCCACAUCCUGACCUGUAUUUACUAUGCUGUGUGCGCACAUACCCCGUGGAGUGAGUCCUCUGAACCAGGACAACCUGGGGGACAUUCAGCUGUGGCUUGUGCAUAUGUGGGAAGCACAUGCAUCUGCAGAAAAGUAUGCACCCAUGCGGAAAAAGCAUGGCCUUGCCAGAAUCCGGCGAACCCACCUGCCCUGGACCCAGUUAGCAAGUGCUGAUGUCACCCUCCUGGGAAUCCAGACAGGAGGUCUCAGGCAUGUAACAGCCUCUCUGGUCACCAUCACCAACAAAAGAAGAAAGGUUCUCUCCUUUUCCUGGCUUAAGAGAUCUACUUGGAUUUUCUCAGAAGUAGGGGCUGUUGACCUCAUUUUACCUAUGUGCAGAAGGAUGGCUCCAGUUGAGAAGUCCAGGUGGAGGCCACAGAGGACCCAGGGCAAGCAGAGGCAGCAAUGGUUGGUCCUGACGGUGGCUGAGCCCCCAGCCCCUGGAAUAUGCAGCCCUGGGGAGCCCCAGACAGCGGCAAGGACGAGGUGGCGGAGUGGGGCGGGAGGCAUGGUCUCCACCUACCGGGUGGCCGUGCUGGGGGCGCGAGGUGUGGGCAAGAGUGCCAUCGUGCGCCAGUUCUUGUACAACGAGUUCAGCGAGGUCUGCGUGCCCACCACCGCCCGCCGCCUUUACCUGCCUGCUGUCGUCAUGAACGGCCACGUGCACGACCUCCAGAUCCUCGACUUUCCACCCAUCAGCGCCUUCCCUGUCAAUACGCUCCAGGAGUGGGCAGACGCCUGCUGCAGGGGACUCCGGAGUGUCCAUGCCUACAUCCUGGUCUACGACAUCUGCUGCUUUGACAGCUUUGAGUACGUGAAGACCAUCCGCCAGCAGAUCCUGGAGACGAGGGUGAUCGGAACCUCAGAGACGCCCAUCAUCAUCGUGGGCAACAAGCGGGACCUGCAGCGCGGACGCGUGAUCCCGCGCUGGAACGUGUCGCACCUGGUGCGCAAGACCUGGAAGUGCGGCUACGUGGAAUGCUCGGCCAAGUACAACUGGCACAUCCUGCUGCUCUUCAGCGAGCUGCUCAAGAGCGUCGGCUGCGCCCGUUGCAAGCACGUGCACGCUGCCCUGCGCUUCCAGGGCGCGCUGCGCCGCAACCGCUGCGCCAUCAUGUGACGCCUGCGCGCCCCUCGGGCUGCACCGGCACUGGCCGAGCGGAGGGCGGGGCCGUACUGCGGGGCUGGGGCGGGGAGCGGGCGGGAAGUGGAACUGUGACGGUCCUGGCCUGAGGCCCCUGCAGCCACGCAUCUCCCGGUGAGAAGCAGAGCGCGAGAGGGAGCCUUCCGUAACUGCUCAGCCCUGCCCCCUGCCCCCGUGGCUUCCUGGGACAGCCGCCUUCAGUGCUGUAUUUAGUGCAGUGCCCGGCCCGACCCGCGGGGGUGCCACAGCCUUUUGGGAUGGGGGUGAGCGUGCAAUGGAGGCUGGGGGUGGCGAGGUGCCGCCUUGGCCGGGCCCCCACCUGUCUUCUCCAGAAUGUGUCUGUCUUUGCCUGGUGUCUUCCUUUCCCGUGUCCGCCCACCCCAGCGUCUGUUGGUACUUACCUGUCUCACCCACCCUUCAGUCCCCCCCCAGCUCCGCUCACAGGGCUCUCAUUUCGUCCAUCCCCUUGUCGCAGAUCCUGGCAGCUUCUUUGUGAGGCCAGGCCUUCCGACUGUCAGCACCACCGGCACAGGGCAGAGAUGCAGGUGGCCCAAGGACCACGAUCAAGGGGUCCGGGGGGCUGAGGUCCCAGAUCAGUGAGGGGAGAAGGUUGAGCUCUCCGGCUUCCAGGGAGACCUCCCCGCCCAGCAGCCCCCAGAGACACAACAACCUACCUUCCAGCCUUAACUCGAUGGUCCGUCCCUGCCAGGUGCCCCUCACUCUUCCUGACCCCAAAGCCAGAUCACCCCCUGGGUUAAAACUUUUUCUUUUUUUUUUUUGGACAGAGUGUGGAAAGGGAGCCCCCCAAAGGAUAGCUUCUUUUUCAUGAUGCCAGGCUCCAGUCCUUUAUUCCCUCCUGCAUACUGCAAUCUGGUCUGUCAGACUGGGGAAUGUUGGGUUCUGGGGUAUGGUCGUGGGCAGGAUGGUGCCCAGAAGGGGGUCAGGUUGUCCCAGUGAAAAUUCUGUUGCCCCGUCUCAACCUCAUCUGACUACUCCAGACUCUGCCUGCCUCAGAUCUCAGACUAUUCUGAUUAAUCUGGGGAAGAACAGAGCCAGGGAAAGAAUGGUGGGGACCCCUGUGCUUGGGGGAGACACACCUGCAUCUUCCUCCUGACACACAUGGAGGCCCUCAGGAUCUGACACCCUCUUGUCCCAACACCAGUCAGCCCUAUGCCCUAACUCACUCCGCCCCAUUUUCUCCGGCUGCCUGGCCGGGUUUCUACCUCUCGUCACCGGAGCUGAUCACUGUCAGUUUUGUACCGAUUUAGAAAUAACAAUAAUAAUGAAGAUUCUAGGAAUGGCAUGAGGGAUUGAUGGGGGACUUGGAGGGAGGGAGAAGUGGUGCCCUGUCCCCUGCUCCCCUGGCCAAAGAAAGCUGUCAUUGAGGCUGAGCCCUCAGCCCUGGCCUGGUAGGAGGACAGCAGGGUCCCUUGUUAUAAGAGGGGCAGAGAGGACAACUCCGCUUUGAGUUGGAGAGGACAACUCCAACUUAGCCAAGGCUGCAGCAUAUAGACCAAGAAAUCAGGUAGCCCAGAGUGGUGAUGGAGCAGAGUCUGGGGGAAGGGUUGUGGGUGGGGAAUUUAUCACCAACAUCCAUUGUAGGGGGAAUCUAUGAUUCUGCUUCCCUGGUGGAUUCCUACUCUGUCCACCAAGUGGGGGAUAGCACAGCCCCACAGCAACCGCCCUGACCUUGGGCAGUCUAGUGUUACUGCAUUCUAGUCCCUGCUGUGCUGCAGGACUUCGGGCAAGUGACCUGCCCUCUGUGAGCCUCCCUCUGACACAGAGGAGGUGGCUCCCCUUCCCCACACCUUAGAGUGGCUGGGAGGGUAACAAAGAGGGCCUGCCCCUUUAGUCUCCUGCACCCCUGCCCCCUGGUUCACCAGAGGGAGGGGAUGAGGGAUGGCAGCAUCUCAUAUGCCCCAUCACCAACUCUGAGGCACCUGGGGUGGGGGGGGCGGGGCCCAGGCCUCUGGCUGCUCCCCUGUGGGAGCCAUUGGAAUGUAUCCCCUGACAGGCCCCCUCCCGCCUCCACCUCAACCCAGGUCUUGGAUUUCAGGUCCCUCCACCCCCAUUCUGAGUCUCUGUCCUUCUCCUUCCACCCCCUCCCAGGGUUUCCCACCACAGGGUCUGGAAGUGUGUGUGACGCCCAUUGAGCUGUUAUCCAAGUCAGAUUAAAAAUCAGGGAGUGUUUUCCCUCGUUUCUGUA